AUGGCCUACCCUGAGUACGCAAUGUCGCAGGGCGGCGACGACGACGGCGCUGACUUUGGCUACCUCGAAUUCGAAGCCCACGGCACCCAGGACUCCCAAUACGAAUACUCUGACUUUCACUCUCACUCCCAGCAGCACUCCCAGCAGCACCACCAUACCAACAACAACAACUCUACCCAGGAUCAGGAUGACCUCAACUUCAUGAACUUGUCUUUGAAUGGUCCGCAGUCUCAGUCUGACCUCGGACAGAACGACCACUAUCACCACCACCAACAUCAUAAUCACCAAGGUGGUCAUCCUUCGGGAAAUGGAGAUCAGCGAGGUUUUGAAGAGACGGACGAGCACGAUCCUAAUGAUCAGCCUCUUGCUUUGACCGAGUUGCCGCCUCAUGCCUGCAAGUACUGCGGUAUUCACUCGCCAGCAUCGGUGGUCAAGUGCGAGACUUGCAAAAAGUGGUUCUGCAACUCGCGUGGAAACACCUCGGGUUCACACAUCAUCAACCAUCUGGUCCGUGCCAAGCACAAGGAGGUCGUCCUCCACGCCCUCUCGCCUCUCGGAGAAACAACGCUCGAGUGCUAUAACUGUGGAUGCAAGAACGUCUUCUUACUCGGUUUCAUCCCCGCCAAGAGCGACACCGUCGUUGUCUUGCUGUGCCGUCAACCAUGCGCCUCAAUGCCCAGUAGCAAGGACAUGAAUUGGGAUACUUCGCAGUGGCUUCCUUUGAUCGACGACAGAUGCUUCUUGCCUUGGUUGGUCAAGAUUCCUCCCGAGCAGGAGCAGCUCCGUGCUCGCCAAAUCACCGCCAUGCAAAUCACCAAACUUGAGGAUCUCUGGAGGGAGAACGCCAAUGCUACCCUGGAUGACCUUGAGCGUCCCGGAGCAGAUGAUGAGCCGCAGUCAGUUCUCACCAGAUACGAGGACGCGUACCAGUAUCAGAACAUCUUUGGACCACUUGUCAAGAUGGAGGCUGAUUACGACAAACGUCUGAAAGAAUCACAGACUCAGGAGGGCAUAAGUGUUACCUGGGACAUGGGAUUGAACCAGAAGCGCGUUGCCUGGUUCUCGUUCGCCAAACUGGAAGAGUUGCGCCUCGCUGUUGGAGAUGAGCUCAGGAUCAGAUACAACGGCGAAUUGCGCAAGCCCUGGGAGUGCACCGGUCAUGUCAUUAAGCUGCCCAACAACGUUAAUGACGACGUGGGAUUGGAGCUUCGUCGCAGCGACGACACGCCUAUCGAGAUCAACCACAAUUUCUCGAUCGACUUUGUCUGGAAAUCGACCAGUUUCGACCGCAUGCAGUUGGCGAUGAAGACGUUUGCUGUGGAUGAGUCAUCGGUUAGUGGUUACAUCUACCACCGACUCCUUGGACACGAGAUCGAGUCACAGAUCCUCAAAACCCAGAUGCCCAAGCGCUUUUCGGCUCCCAACCUUCCCGAGCUCAACCACUCGCAGGUCUUUGCUGUCAAGAGUGUCCUGCAGAAACCUCUUAGUUUGAUUCAGGGCCCCCCAGGAACAGGAAAGACGGUGACGUCUGCUUCGUUGGUCUACCAUCUUGCCAAGAUGAACAUGGGCCAGGUUUUGGUCUGUGCGCCCAGUAACGUCGCUGUCGAUCAGUUGACUGAAAAGAUCAACGCCACCCGCCUCAAGGUUGUCCGUAUGACCGCCAAGUCGCGUGAGGCUCUUGACUCCCCCGUCAAGGCACUCACCCUUCAUGAGCAGGUCAUCAACAACGACACCAACCCUGAGCUUCAAAAGCUGAUUCAACUCAAGAACGAGCAGGGAGAACUGAGCAGCAGCGACGAGAAGAAGUACAAAUCCUUGAAGAAGCAGUGCGAGCGCGAGAUUCUCAACAACGCGGAUGUUAUCUUGUGUACGUGCGUCGGUGCUGGCGACCCCCGAUUGUCAAAGUUGAAGUUCAGGACUGUGUUGAUCGACGAGGCGACCCAGGCGACGGAGCCCGAGUGCAUGAUCCCCUUGGUUCUUGGUGCCAAGCAGGCCGUUCUUGUCGGAGAUCACCAACAGCUCGGACCCGUCAUUAUGAACAAGAAGGCCGCAAGGGCCGGAUUGUGCCAAUCGUUGUUUGAGCGUUUGAUCAUUUUGGGUCUUCACCCUAUUCGUCUUCAGGUCCAGUACCGUAUGCACCCUUGUCUGUCAGAGUAUCCCAGUAACAUGUUCUAUGAAGGAUCUCUUCAGAACGGUGUCACCACGGCCGAGCGUCUGAGGAAACACGUCGACUUUCCCUGGCCCGUUGCCGAAACGCCCAUGUUCUUUUAUUCUUGUCUUGGUCAGGAGGAGAUUUCGACUUCGGGAACAUCGUACCUGAACCGCACGGAGGCAUCCAACUGUGAGAAGGUCGUCACCAAGUUCUUGAAGUCGGGAGUCUUGCCUCAGCAGAUUGGAAUCAUCACACCCUACGAAGGUCAGCGCUCUUACUUGGUCAACUACAUGGGCUUCAGCGGCACAAUGCGCAAGGAGCUCUACAAGGAAAUUGAGGUCGCCAGUGUUGACGCCUUCCAAGGUCGUGAGAAGGACUAUAUCAUUGUCAGCUGUGUCCGCAGUAACGAGCACCAGGGCAUUGGAUUCUUGAACGACCCUCGUCGUCUGAACGUCGCCUUGACCCGUGCCAAAUAUGGACUUGUCAUCCUCGGCAACCCCAAGGUUCUCAGCAAGCAUCCUUUGUGGCAUCACUUGCUGGUUCACUACAAGGAGCACGACUGUUUGGUCGAGGGACCCUUGAACAACUUGAAGAUUAGUAUGAUCCAGUUCAGCAAGCCCCGCAAGGCAUACAACCCCGACGAGCGCUUCCUGAACGGUCAAGCCCAUGCUGUUGAUGCCCGCGAGAUGUUUGCCCGCCCACCCUUGGCCAGCGCUGCUCGCAGGAUGAACAACCAGUACACCCCUGAUUACUCGAGCAGCUCGUCUCGCUACAACAACAACACGCAAUUGGGAUUGGGAUCUCAGGCACCCUUUACUCAGGAUCUCUCGCAGGCUUCGUACAGCGGUGGGCGCAAGGGCAAGUCCAAUAGUAACAACAAUGGCAGCCAGCGCCCGUUGACCCAGAACACGUACUCAACCCAGGCUUCGAUCAACGUGUCACAGUCGGACAGGAUCCACACUUCGGCCAGCCUUCAUGGAAUGGGUCACGGUAUGAGCUCGUUGAUGAGUCAGGAGAGCAUGGGCUACUUGGACGACUACAAGUCUCAGCAGGACGACUACCUCAGCCAGGAUUCGUUUGCACCCAACGGCUUCCAGUCCCAGAACUUUACCCAGUAUUAG
Linnemannia hyalina is the source of this 3273-nucleotide messenger RNA. Lineage: Eukaryota; Fungi; Mortierellomycota; Mortierellomycetes; Mortierellales; Mortierellaceae. The record is from the annotation of a GenBank genome assembly.